UGGUGAGUAGUGGCACUGAAAUAAUUGGAAAGGAAUUGUAAUUUUGAAACAAGUAUAUUUGAAUGGAUAGUUGUCCCGAGAAUUAUCACGUACCUAAAUAAAUUGACAAAGCGAUUAAUUAAGCUCAGUAAACAUAAUAAACAAUGGUAAGUAUAACAUCCCUUAAUUAUAUCAGUAAAUAAUACAAUUAGACUUUCGGUGUUUUCACUUCACUUGGUGUUUAUACCUAUGUACACAAGGGGCAGUGAUUCUGACAGUUAAUUUUAACAGUUAACGCGCUAUACUCGUAAAAAAAAAUCCUGAAAUAUUCAACUCGCUAGCCUCUCAGAGUUUCGGAUGCAUGACCCUCGUCCUGGCGUUCUCUUUCUAUUCCAUUUGCAUAUGUUACCGCGAUUUCCCUCAUUUUCGGUUCCGUCUAGGAUUCCGAGAUCUUUCGUUUGUAACGCGCAUUUAAAAUACCAAGUUACAAUUUAUACAUGGAAUAAAUAACAGUUGUUUCAGAAAUAAUACUGCGUGCUUGAUGCGUGACAUUUUCAGCUGAACUAGCAGUCGAAUUAAGAACCAAUUGUUUUCAAAAGAUCUUAUUUUAAGCACCACACCGUGAAUGAGCAUGAAUCUCGUCUCAGAAUUUUAUUGUAUUCUCAUAUUCUGAAAAUGAACGUCGUCCAGUAUUCGCACACGAAUCUAUUUGUGGGCUGAAUCGUUAUGCAUUACGUAUAGUCGUACUUUUAGACCUCUAGCGCAAUAUUAUAUACUUCGAUCUAUCAGUUUCUAUAAGUUCGCGAGAAUUGUACGUUGAAAGUACAGUGAAUUGGCUUUUAGCAUUUCCUGAAAAAAUCGGCACUUAUACGAAGACAAACUUAAUACACAGUAUGGGUGAAGAAAUACAUGAUAAUAACGGCCUUCAGGCCAUUACGGAGGCUGCCAAUCACUUUGCUACUAGUUUUCUAAAGGUACUGGUAGGUGAUAAAUCCAAUAACUUGAUCAUGUCUCCAUUGAGUGUUCAAGUGGUACUGGCCAUGGCUGCUUAUGGGGCCAACGGCAAGACUGCUACUCAAAUGCGAUCAGCUCUUCUUCUCCCCGAUAACGACAGUCUUGGCCAAUCGGGCUACCGUUCCCUCAUUACACUUCUGAAUUUUAUGUUUCAGACUGCAAAAGGAGUUGAACUGCGUCUGGCUAAUAAAAUAUUUACAGCUUCUGGAUUCGCAGUAAAAUCUACGUACAAGGAAUUGAUGACUGCAAAAUUCUUGUCCUCGAGUCAGGAAGUAGACUUUGGCGAUGCAUCGACUGCCGCUAAAACUAUAAAUACUUGGUGCGAAGAGCAAACAAACAAUCGCAUAAAAGACGUUAUUACACCAAACAGUAUUUGUGCAGACACAAAGUUGGUAUUGGUGAACGCAGUGUACUUCAAAGGUCAAUGGGAGAGAAAGUUUGAUCCUUCUCGAACUCAGGACAGACCGUUCUAUGUUGAUGAAAAAACUACUAAACAUGUUCCUACCAUGUGUAUCAAACAUAAAUUCAGAAUGCAGGCUCUUCCAGAGCUUGACGCAAGCUUUAUUGAAUUACCGUACCAGGGUGGAGAGCUCAGCAUGAUUAUAAUUUUACCAAACAAAAUUGUAAAUGGAUUAAAAACGAUCGAAGAUAAUCUUCAUGAAGUGAAUCUCAAAGAAAGAUUGCAACAAAUUUCUCUGAGAGAUGUAGUUGUAUACUUACCAAAAUUUAAGAUUGAAUGCAGUUUAGACCUCCAGAAUACUUUGAUAAAGUUGGGAAUGACUGAAAUGUUUACAAAUGGAGCGGAUUUUUCUGGUAUAGCUGAGUUUUCGCUCAAAGUUAGUAAAGUCGUUCAAAAGGCAUUCAUCGAGGUUAAUGAAGAAGGUACUGAGGCAGCUGCUGUUACAAAAAUGCAAAUCACAAGGCGUUGUGGACCACGAGAAUUCGAAGUUAAUCAGCCUUAUUACUAUGCAAUAUAUCAUCGAAACACUGGAAUUUCCCUCUUCAAUGGCAUUGUUCAACAGCCCAACUAGGUACAAUAUAAUCAUGAGCAUUGUUCGAAAAAUCGAACUGAAAAUUAACUCUGUUAUAGGAUUUCACCAGAGUUUUUAUGAGUUGGGUGAAUUUUCAUUAACUGUUCCUUUAUACUUGUAAAUAUGACUAAUCGUUUUACCGAUUGUGAGUCAACAGCUUUAACUGUCUACAUUUGAGACCCAGUAUUUUCGCGAUAGACACGGUAACUCAUGCCAACUUUAUCUAAAGUCAAAAAACCAAAUAUGUUCCGUUAGCAGGUGAGUAUAGCUAGUGAUUGGACGGAGGAUUUUAAAAAAAUUGAAAUUUCUAUUUUCUACAGAGUUUUAUGCAAAAAAGUACAAUUUUCGGUACAAUUUACACCAUGUAUUUCAUUGUCAAAUAAGUUGUGAUCGAAGAAAAAAAAAUCCUUCGUCUAAUCACUAGCUAAGUUUGCCUUAAGUUUGAAUAAAAAAAUUCUGUUAUUAUAUAGAAAAAAAAAUAAGAAAAAUAUGGUUUUUUUUUAACCUUUGAGAUCCAUGUAACCCCUGAAGCUAUAGUCAAUGGAUGUCAUCUAUAUUGAAAGUACUUAUCAACCUUUCUAUCCGUAAAAAUACCUUUUUAACAUACAUCUAUCAUUAUCUAUUCUUAUACGAUAAUAUAAUGGAUAAAUUAAUGCCUUUUUGCAAUAGAUAUAAUUCCAAUAUAUUUUAU
Messenger RNA from Neodiprion fabricii, 2715 nucleotides. Its product is annotated as serpin B6-like. Gene Ontology annotation, molecular function: serine-type endopeptidase inhibitor activity. The transcript is spliced from 8 exons. The record is from RefSeq and is a predicted model, not a curated record. The coding region runs from base 873 to 2024 and encodes 383 amino acids. NCBI's taxonomy places the organism in Eukaryota, Metazoa, Arthropoda, Insecta, Hymenoptera, Diprionidae.